Dama dama (fallow deer) is the source of this 6271-nucleotide messenger RNA. RefSeq names its product chromosome 4 C19orf18 homolog (gene C4H19orf18). The record is from RefSeq and is a predicted model, not a curated record. NCBI's taxonomy places the organism in Eukaryota, Metazoa, Chordata, Mammalia, Artiodactyla, Cervidae. Bases 5301 to 6065 code for a protein of 254 amino acids. The transcript is spliced from 8 exons.
AAUUGUAUUCUAAUACCCAAAGAAAUACACUUUGAGUGAACCCAGAUUAUCUUGAUUUAGUGACUCCAGAGGGUUUUGGAAGUCAUAUACAAUAUUCCAUAUAUUCCACAAGCAUCCUGGUAAGUUCUUCUGUAACUAUAUUACCAAGCUUAGUAUUUUUUAAAAAGUAUUUCUCUUUAAAAAAUUUUAUUUAUUCAUUUGGCUGCAGCAGGUCUUAGUCACAGCAUGCAGGAUCUUGUUUAGUUGUGACAUGUGAGAGCUAGUUCCCUGACCAGGGAUCGAAGCCAGGCCUCCUGCAUUGAGAGCAUAGAGUCUUAGCCACUGGACCACUGGACCACUUUAGGAAGUCCCCAAAAAAUAUUUCUAAAAGGGCCUCCUGGACUUCUAAAGUGUCCUUCUAAAAGGAUCCCAGUCUUGUGUUUCCUCCUAGGAGGAUUCCCUAUCUCCCUACCACCUAUUAUACAAGCUUGUGUGUCCAGGACUCCGAGGUCCCCUCUUACCUCCCUUAUUCUCACCUAUACAUGGCUCAGUUCAUUGCCCUUUUAAUAGCCCUACUUCACUCUGCCCCAACUCUGAAACCUUCUGGGCCCGGUUGGAAGUCUCUAUUCAUCCAUCAUCUGCUGAAACAUGAGUCUCCUCUUUGCGCAGCGCCUCUUAAGACCCUUGCAGGGAGUGGCUGCUUUCUCUCCUACUUUUCUUCACUCGUUGCUUCUAGAUUGUUCUCCCUCCCUUUUAUCUAAAACAGUUCUGACUCUUGGAACAUCAGACUGUCAUUAUCACUCCUGCUUCUUUGUUGCAGUCAUCUUAUGAAUGGUUCACUUGUCUGCAAAGAUUUCUACUCUUGCAGUACUGCGUCUAAAACCACCCCAUCAUACUCCCAGUCCCAUUAUCCGUGUAGACAACCUUCCCGUGUCCUGACCUCACAGCUUUUCGACCUCUCUGCUAGUGGUUUUGCCUCCCACCCAGCCUGCAACAGACACUGCCAUUGUCAUCCCUAGGACCAUUCCAUUACCAGCGACUAGGACCUGCCCACCAUCUGUUUCAAGUAUCUUUUCCUAAGCUAGUUGGCUGUUUAGUACCAAGAUUCCAACAAUCCCUUGCCUGAAGCUUCCCUCCGGGUUGCUCCCAGGAGAUGACUUUGCUGCUUGUUUCCUGAGUGAAUAGGGGCCACCAGCAGAGGCUUCCAUCGUAGGUCUCCACCUCCUCUACCCACUUUUGGUAACAUCCGUGCCUUCCCACUGUUGCCUUUAUACAAAUUGACUGGGUUGGUGCCAGAGCCUGUUCCAUGUCCACUGCCUCAGGACAUUGUUCCUGCGUUUCCCUUAUCUGUUGUAUCAUCAGGUUUUCUAUAUAUACUGGGUUAUCCCCAUCCACGCGCAAACAUACUUUAAAAAUGGAAAAGAAAACCGUCUAGCUCCUGUAUCAUUCUCUGCUUUGUUACAGAAAGCCGAAUUUCUCAAAGGUGGUCUCUUGCUGUCUUCAUUUCCCUUCCAUUCUUUCUUCUGCUCAGCCAUUCAGUUGUGUCUGUCUCUUUGUGAACGCAUGGACUGUUGCCCACCAGGCUCCUCUGUCCAUGGAAUUUCCCAGGCAAGAGUACUAGAGUAGGUUGUCAUUUCCUCUUCCAGGGGAUCUUCCCGACCCAGGGAUUGAACUGACAUCUCCUGGGUCACCUGCAUUGGCAGGCAGAUUCUUUACCACUGAGGCCCUGGGGAAGCCGUUCUUUCUUGAACCCACUCCAAAACCUACCUUGCUGCCAGAUGUCUUCCACAUUGCUAAAUCCAGUGGUCAGUUCUGUUUUCUUCCUUGACUUUAGCAGCAGCAUCUCAAAUUCUCAGGUGAUGGGUCAUUUCCUUCCUGAAAUACAUUCACCUGGCUUUUGGGGCUCAACCCCUGCCCCUCUGGCCUGCAUUUCAGGUCCCCUUUGCUGUUUCCUCCCCACUUUCCGUCUGCUCACGCUACCUUGACCUCAUCCAGUCUUGAGGCUCUAUAAAUACCACAGGUAUGCUGUUGAAUCUCCAUUUACGUCUGCAGUUUGGUGAGUUUUUAAAAAAAUGUCCAUAUCCUUGUAACCACCACUACAGUAAAACUAGAGAAUUUUUUCCCCUCUCCAAAAAGUUCCCCAUGUCUCUUCACAGUUAAUCCCCACCACAACCCUAAGACCUGAGCAGUCACAUGUCUGUUUUGUGAAUACACAUUAGAAUUGUCUCUUAGAGUUUUAUACAGAUAGAAUUGUACAGUGUUCUGCUCGUAUCCUACAUUUUGUAUCCAGAUACUUGUGCUCAGCAUGAUUCUGAAGGCUCCUCCACGUUGUACUGUGUGUCAGUAGCUUACUUUGCGUUGCAUGGAUGAGCCACAGGCAGUCAUCCUGUUCACCUGUAGAUGGACGUUACCUUGAGCCCAGCUCUGGGCUAGUGUAAAUACAGCUGCUAUGGAUGUUCCUUUUCAGUGCUUUUUGUGUGUGCAGGUUUUCAUUUAUCUUGGGUAAAAACCUAGCAGUGGAAUAGCUGAGUUGUAUGGUAAGUAUAUGUUUAACUUCAUAAGCUACUUCUAUGGGCCUUUUCAUCUGAUGUCUUUAUUCUGUUUUACAUUCUGGGAAAUUUGUCUCUUUUUUUAAGAUUUCAUCUAUAUAUUUAAAAUUUUUCUCUUUUUAAGACACCUAUUAUUAAUACUUAGAUGUUAGCAUGUCUGUGUCUGUUGUCAGUAUGUCUUACCUUUGCUUUCAUGUUCUCUAAUUCCUUUUUCUUUCUUUCCUCUGGACAUUUCCUGUUUCCUAUGCCAGUUUGCUAAUUUGUUUCUCAGCUGUCUAUUUGCUACUUAUUUCCUCUAAUGUAUCUUCAUUUCAAUAACUGUUUUACAUAUCUAAUAUUUCUUCUUGGUUCUCUUUUAUAUGUUAUUAGUUUCAUUCCCUACUGCUAAUGUCAUGCCUUAUCUCUCUAAAUGUAUGUGACUACUUUAAAAUUUUGGUCCAUCUUUUCUAAUAUAUGUGCCUCUGAUAGAAUCCGUAAUCCGGUGUGCUGUUUUUCUUCUGGAAAUAAGUAUGCUUAGAAAAUUGCUUAUUUCCUUGGCCAGUGACCACAUUUAUUUCUCUUGUUUUCAUCAGCUACUUGUUUUUAUGCACACAUGGGAUGGGAUCAGAUCCUGGUCCCUGUGAACCCCAGUGAGUUCAGGGUUGGGAGGACGGAUCCUAGGAUGGGGAGGUGAAGGCACCAGAAAGCUAGUCAGUGACUUCUUACCUCCCAAGGUAACUGAGUCAGUGGCUUCUUACCUCCCAAGGUAACUCUGAAUCAGUGACUUCUCACCUCCCAAGGUAACUCUGAGUCAGUGACUCCUUACCUCCCAAGGUAACUCUGAGUCAGUGACUCGUUACCUCCCAAGGUAACUGAGUCAGUGGCUUCUUACCUCCCAAGGUAACUGUGAAUCAGUGACUUCUCACCUCCCAAGGUAACUGUGAAUCAGUGACUUCUCACCUCCCAAGGUAACUGAGUCAGUGACUUCUCACCUCCCAAGGUAACUCUGAGUCAGUGACUCCUUACUUCCCAAGGUAACUCUGAGUCAGUGACUCCUUACCUCCCAAGGUAACUCUGAGUCAGUGACUCGUUACCUCCCAAGGUAACUGAGUCAGUGGCUUCUUACCUCCCAAGGUAACUGUGAAUCAGUGACUUCUCACCUCCCAAGGUAACUGUGAAUCAGUGACUUCUCACCUCCCAAGGUAACUGAGUCAGUGACUUCUCACCUCCCAAGGUAACUCUGAGUCAGUGACUCCUUACUUCCCAAGGUAACUCUGAGUCAGUGACUCCUUACCUCCCAAGGUAACUGAGUCAGUGACUUCUCACCUCCCAAGGUAACUGUGAAUCAGUGACUUCUCACCUCCCAAGGUAACUCUGAAGUGUGAUCCACCAGCCCAGGGCUUUGUAGAGUCAGGGUGGAAAAACCUGUGCCUGGUGUCAUGGAGUCUCUGCCUGUUUCUCAGCUACUCCCAAGCACAGGUUACUGCCCAGCCUUGACUCCACCCCUCAGCGACCUGGACCAGGGCCGUUCAUGGCCGUGUUGAUGCUGGACCAUCCAACCAGCACGCCUUCCUCACUUCCCACUUCACCGCCCUCUCUUCACUUGCUUCAUUGCAUGCAUCACUACUUGGCAUCAGCUCAUACAUUUUCUCCUUUCUUACUGUCCACUCUGUCUCCCAAUGCCACACACCAGGCUCUGUGCUCCAGGGAGUGGGGACCUCAUUGGUCCUGGUCUGCCAUGUCUGUGGUGCCCAGCAUGGCACUGUGGCUCCAGAAGUGCUUGGGACACCCGCAGGUUGUCAGUUGUGCUUCUCGACCUCCUCAUCUGGAUCUCCUGACCGCGGAGAUGUGGGGGGACUUGAGGGGGUGCGGCACAGGGAGGAGGGCUCUGCAGUCUCAGCAGAUGGUCAUGAAGCCCUGUAUGUGGGAGAAGGACUGGUCAGAAGGCUCAGCCAUAUGAUGGGGUCUGGGGGUGGAUAUCAAGGAGACAGUUACAGGAAUUGGUCAGAAUCAGCAUUAUCCUUUUAAAUGUGCGGGAACUGAAGGACACUUUGAAGACAAUGGCCAUUAUCAAAAUGUGUAAUUUCUUAAUUUGAAGAAUAAGUGUUUAAAUGCCAAAAAAAAAAAAAAAAGCAAUUAACUCAGAAGCAACAAGGCAGCCUUGCCUUGUGGACAGAGGAGAGAAGGGCCCGGGAAAGUGGGUAGUGCUGGGCGCUCCCAGCAACACAGUCUUCAGUCACGAGAGCCAGAGCUCACGCCAGCCUCCCCUGCAGAAGCUGUUCUUUCUGCCUGGACAGUGCCCUCCGUUGUGUGACAUCACAAAGACGAAACCCCUCGGCAGGUGGAGCAAGUGUGGCGCUUAUGGGCAGCACCCUGCUCAAGGAAACUGAAGCUCAGAGAGGUUAAGUAACUUGAAGCUCAACCAUCCAGGAAGCCAGAGGUAAGCAUUAGAAUGGGCCUACAGAGCCCUGCUGUCUCCUCCAUCUGCUUCUUGUGAGGUGUCACAUUGAAUUAUAGUUGAUUCCCUUCUGUCUCCUCAAGAGUGGGCCCUGAGGGUCUUACUCACUCCCAGCACACCCUCUCAUUCUGUUAGUCUCCCCAUUGGCUGACUUGGUUCCAUCAAAGAAUUCCAUGUAGCAACCUGAGCUGACCUCACACUGGUGGCUCCCAGUCAGAACUGAGACAUUCUGUAGGGAGAAGAGCUACUUAGUUUCUCAGAGAAAUACAGGGCAGAUGGUGGACAUAGCUAAAUACUUCCUUUCACCCACACGAUAACAAACUAGCAGUUUUGGAAUGAUGGACAAGGGUCAAAGUUCUUUUGCUGUUUUAUUUUUGUUUUUAAUGGAAUACCCACUUCAUCUGUGUGUGCCUUAUGCAGGUGAGUUCAAACCAGUCAGACAAACAACAGGGGUGAUUACACCUCUCUGCUGUAGGUUUUCUUUUCCAGAUUAUUUUCCCUUAGAAAGACAGCCAAAUGUCACCAAACAACCCAUACAGUUCGGUAAGCAAUUUCGUUUGGUCCAUGGAGCUAUCCCAAGACCCAGAGCUCCAAGUACCACGCCCAUGCAGCCCCCAGCGAGCACUGAUGAUGAGAAGAGUGAGCCUGCAAGGACCACCCUUGGUUUUAUAGGAUAUUCAAUGGGCCUAAACACCAACCCCUGGAAUGCAGCAUGGAUUCCUCAUAGACCUGCUCUUGUUAAAGUAAUUACAGUUGCAUGUAUAGCCCUCACUAUUGCCCUGAUAUUUGGGACCAUUAUUUCCUACGUGAUAUAUCGACUGGUAGAGGCUGAGGAAAAACAACAACUUGCAUCACUUUAUAAAAAUAUCAAGAUCCCAUCGUUAGGAGAUGAAGAGGAAUUCUUUGAGGAUGAGAGCCAGGACGAGUCCACGUACCUGCUUCCAGAGAAUGAGAAGGAACUGGAAAAUUUCAUUCAUUCAGUUAUUAGAUCGAAAAGAAGAAAACAUUUUGAAAAGAAGAGAUGGACUGCAGCACAGAACUUGGUAAAGGAAGUGGAAGUAAAGGAUCCUGCACAACCUGCCAAAGCGGGGCGUCUGUGAAAGCAGGUGACCGAGACGCAGGACUGGCAGCCAGUGCGGAGCGACAACUGCGGGAGGACGUAGGCUGAGAGCGCGGGCCUGACCUUCUUCUGGAGGACCUUGUACAGGAGCACCCUGAAUGAUGACGACUAGACGUGAAAGCAGAAAAUAAAUUCACGUGAUGUGGCAGUUCCUGCUUCCUAGCUCUCACAGUUUUAUGAAUAAAU